Messenger RNA from Rosa rugosa (rugosa rose), 1315 nucleotides. RefSeq names its product protein FANTASTIC FOUR 1-like. Bases 191 to 1156 code for a protein of 321 amino acids. The transcript has a single exon. The record is from RefSeq and is a predicted model, not a curated record. Lineage: Eukaryota; Viridiplantae; Streptophyta; Magnoliopsida; Rosales; Rosaceae.
CCGAUAUCUCCCUAUAAAUUCAAUCCCACCUCUUUCAUCUUUCUUUCAUGCUCAUCACUCCUUUCAUCUCCAAUAUCACCAAAAAACCAAACCUGAGGUUCGCUUAAAUCUUUGUAUUUUGCCCUAGUUUUCUCCCAUUCUUGAUCCAAAUUCAAACCCUGUUUUGUUCCUCACUCUGUUUUACCAAACCAUGACUUCCACUACUGUCUGUCAUCAAGAGCUUCAACCCUGUGUUGAGUCUCUUGUUAGGCUCCAAUUGGUACCGCCAAGGCCUAAACUCUCCAUUUCUGAACCCCAAGAAAUUGGAAAAUCCAGUGACAAACCUAGCUGGAGCUUCCUCCAGUCUUUCACCACCACAAUUCAGACCCCCAAAACAGAGACUGAAACAGAGAAGGUCUAUGUCCACCCUCUUGUGAAACGCUCAGCUUCGGUGCUCAGCCCCAAAAGCCUGGCAAUGUGCACUGAAAGCUUGGGCAGCGAGACGGGAAGCGAUGCGAGCAGUGGUGACAUGUCUUUUCUGCUUCAAAAGAACGACAUUCCUUUGUUGUCACUUGAAGCUGAGAAAACCCAAACAUUCUCUGCUACAAAACAGACUAAUGUAGAAACCCGAAAACUGAGUGACAGUGUUCAAGCACCAAAGAGAUUGAAUCGUAGUUUUAAUGGUGGGAAUAAUUUUCCUCCACCUUUAACUUCUAUCGGUGGCUCCAAUGGUGUUCAAUUUUUGCCUCACCGUGAAGGAGGCAGGCUUGUUCUGAAAGCCGUUCCUGUCACUUCUCCUGCAAACUAUUUCAAAGUGGAGCGCGGCGAUGGGCGGCUCAGGCUUCAGUUGUUGAGGGAUAUGACUCUGAAUUCUGACACUAAUGAGGAGGUUGAAGAUGCCGAAGAAGAAGAAGAAGAUGAGGUUGUUAGAGAAGAGGAAGUGGUUGAAGAAAUAAUGGGAGUUGAGACUGAAACAUGUCGGGAGGAAAUGGAAGUGGAGGAAAAGAGUGGUGGCUAUUGGGAAACAGAGGAGGAGGACACGGAAGGAAAUAGUGGGAGUGUUGUGGGUGAAACGGGAAUGGAGAAGAAGCUUCCUAGCCGUUGCAAGGAAAGCCGGCGUGGUAACAACAAAAUGGUUAUGAAUUGGCCGCCGGAGUCGUUCUGGGUCGCUACCUAAAACAGAGUUGCUCUGUUUCUGAAGAUUAACUAUUAUUUUUUCACUUGGUGUUUUUUUUUCUUCUCUAUUUUUCUAGACUUGGUCAUGAAAAUAUUGAAGUUCCCUAGCUUCGAUUGUAUCCUAAUCAGCUAAUUAAUGUUAGUUAUUAUCGUUAUUGGA